UAAUUUGGUUCAAUUAGACAAAUCCAGCCAAAAACAAAAACCCCGUUCUCCCUCUCAGCUCUCCAGAGAAGCCAUGCCAGACGACGCUCCUUAUGCGGAGGCCGCGACAAUGGGAGUCACCGCCGUGGAAAUUGAGCCCGCAGAAGCAGAGCCUAUACAAGUGGAACAAGUACAGCAGCAAGGGGCGGCCAAAUGGCCGGGGUGGCCGGGAGACAACGUGUUUAGGCUAAUAGUAACGGUGGCCAAGGUGGGCAGUAUCAUUGGCCGCAAGGGCGAGCACGUCAAGAAGAUCUGCGGAGAGACCGGCGCCCGUAUUCGCGUCUUCGAAGGCCCUGUCCGCAGCUCUGAUCGUGUCGUUAUGAUAUCCGGAAGAGAAGAACUUGAGGCAGAACUGUCCCCUGCAAUGGAUGCAGUGCUCAGAGUAUUCAAAUGCGUCAAUGGUCUAUCUAGUAUUGAAGGUGAAGAUUGUGAUUCAGCUGAUGGCGGGUCUGCCUUUUGUUCUGCUAGGUUUUUAGUGGCAUCUUCACAGGCAAUUUCCUUGAUUGGGAAGCAAGGAUCUAUGAUCAAAUCAUUACAUGAGAGCACCGGUGCCUCUGUACGAGUUUUCCUAGAAGAUGAAUCGCCCUCCUAUUUGACUUCAGAUGAGAGAAUUAUAGAGAUACAUGGCGAAACUAAGAAGGUUCUUAAAGCACUUCAAGCGGUUCUAUUACAGCUGAGGAAGUUCUUGGUUGAUCACAGUGUCAUUCCUGUAUUUGAAAAAAUGUAUAGUGCAACAAUUUCGCAUGAUCUUCCAGUGGAUUCACCUGUUGAUAAAAUUCGACCAUUCCAUUCUGCUCCUAUUUCUCAAACUGGCAUUGGUUCUGAUUAUUCCCUAUCUUUAAAGCGUGAUCCUUUUAUGUAUGAUCGUGAAGCACAUCUAGACGCAGAAAUCACACAAUCUGGGUUCUCUCAUUAUGGACAAGAUCCUGCAUUUGGUGGGUUACGUUUGCCAGGAGUUCGACAUACUGGUACACCUUUGGUAACUCAGGUGACACAUACGAUGCAAGUGUCUCUCUCAUACGCAGAGGACAUCAUUGGGAUUGGUGGGUCGAAUAUUGCCUACAUUCGUAGUACUAGUGGAGCAAUCCUCACAGUCCAAGAGAGUAGGUGUUUUUCCGAUGAUAUUACUAUUGAGAUUAAGGGUUCUACUUCCCAAGUGCAGACUGCUCAACUGCUCAUUCAGGAGUUUAUAAGCAGCCACAAGGAACCUGCAAGCAUGUACAGGGAUAUUGAUGCGAGAUCAAGUUCAUACUCAGACAUGCCAGAAACUGCAUACCCUUCAUCCUCUUUUGCUUCCAAUGCAGGUGGGUACAGAUCCUCAAGUUUUGAGCACAGAUCCCCUAGUAUCAGAGGCUAUGGCAAUUAUAGGUUCUGAAUUGCAUUUCUUAGUAUAUGUAUGUUCCAGGAACAGCCAUAUUGAGCAGUGUAGCUCUUGAUAAUUCACCUUUUACGUGAAAAGAAGGAAGAGGAUACUACUUGCUAGGAAAUUGAGUUUUAACCUGUCUAUAAAUAAUUUGUUAGCCUGCGCUUGGCCAUUGCCUUUAGGGUAGUUGGAGCCUAUAGGACAAUAGGAGCAUUGGACACACAACCAGCUUAGAGCGAUGUUAAUGUUGUGUAAUUUCUGAA
Tripterygium wilfordii is the source of this 1665-nucleotide messenger RNA. RefSeq names its product RNA-binding KH domain-containing protein PEPPER-like. NCBI's taxonomy places the organism in Eukaryota, Viridiplantae, Streptophyta, Magnoliopsida, Celastrales, Celastraceae. Gene Ontology annotation, cellular component: nucleus; cytoplasm. Gene Ontology annotation, biological process: regulation of gene expression. The record is from RefSeq and is a predicted model, not a curated record. Gene Ontology annotation, molecular function: mRNA binding. The coding region runs from base 74 to 1414 and encodes 446 amino acids. The transcript is spliced from 6 exons.